CCAAGCUCUCCGUCCUCACGACAGACACGAACCAUUGAGACCGCAAAGAUUGAUAAUUGGCCAGCUUCCGGCAGCUGCUACCGCAGCGCUCACGCCACCCGACGCCGUCAUGCCGCCGUCCGUCGCGGCUGAGGCGGCGGCGGCGGCGGCGGUGGCGGCUGACGCGCGUCACGCGGCCGCAGCCGCACACGACGAGCUCGACACGGUGGCCGAGGAGCCGGCCGCGGUCACGACGGUCGCGGAGCCGGCUACGGAGCCGCCCGUCGCCGCGCUGGCGUCCGUGACGCUCGACGCCGCGCCGACGGACCUCGCGGCGCCGCCCGAGCCCCCGGCGACCACGGCCCCGACGCCCUUCGCGGCCCUCGCGACGCCGCCGCCGCCUCCAGUAGACGACGACGCGCCGGCGAUCCCGCGCUGGGCCUUUCUGCGCGUCGGCCGGGCCAUGGAGCGGUCCGCCGUCGCCGACGCGGACGACGAGGUCUCCUACCUCGACGUGGACCUCGACCCGGGCGCGGCGCCGCGGGCGCGGGGCUUCUUCGCGGCGGCGCCGCCGCCGCCCCUCGCGGACCCGGCGCCGCCGGCGCCCGACGGGACCCCGCCCGGCCAGGGCCAGGGCCAGGGCCAGGGCCAGCUCGUCGUGCCGGGCCUGCCGCGAGGCGCGUCCGCGGGCAGCCUGGCCUACUCGCAGACGACGACGGAGGGCUCCUACGUCGACGUGCACGUGUCGUCGCCGUCGUCGUCGUCCCACGGCGUCUCGCCGCGGUCGCAGUCCUCGGGCCGCUCCGAGGACAUCUGA
This is a messenger RNA of Pelagomonas calceolata, 796 nucleotides long. Lineage: Eukaryota; Pelagophyceae; Pelagomonadales; Pelagomonadaceae. The record is from the annotation of a GenBank genome assembly.